This is a messenger RNA of Hemisphaericaspora subhashii, 2175 nucleotides long. RefSeq names its product stress-responsive transcriptional activator (gene MSN4). Bases 1 to 2175 code for a protein of 724 amino acids. The record is from RefSeq and is a predicted model, not a curated record. The transcript has a single exon. Gene Ontology annotation, molecular function: RNA polymerase II cis-regulatory region sequence-specific DNA binding; DNA-binding transcription factor activity, RNA polymerase II-specific. Gene Ontology annotation, biological process: regulation of transcription by RNA polymerase II. Lineage: Eukaryota; Fungi; Ascomycota; Pichiomycetes; Serinales; Debaryomycetaceae.
AUGACACUGGAUUAUCAACCAUUAUUUGAGAAUACAGCUACUAUCACAAGUACACCUCCUACUACUAACAAUAACUCCAAUUAUUAUAAUACUCCAGUCAAUUCAGGAUUCUCUUUUGAUACCCAAUACACUGAAAGUUUAUUUGAUAAUCAACAACAACAACAACAAUUGCAUCAACAACAACAAUCUAUACAACAGUUACAACCAGCACCUGCUGCACCACCGCCUCAACAACAAUUACAACAACAACAACAACAGCAACAACAACCUGAAUCUAUACAAUUAAAUGAUGAAAUAUUCUUUACCUUGUUAGACCAAAAUCAACUGCAACAACAACAAUUACAACAACAAUUACAACAAUCAAUUGGACAGUCUAUUGAUUAUUCUCAAGUUCAAAUGCAACCACAACAACAACCACAAUCUAGUAUGAAAGUAGACACGUCAACUAGUUCUAAAACAUUAAGUAAUAUGUCUUCAUCAAAUUCAUUAUCAAAUUAUUUCACCACUCCAAAUACAUCAGCAUCUUCAUCUUCUUCCCUGUCAUUUUCUUCUUCAUCAUCCAAUAUCAAUGUAACAACCCCCAAAGUAUCUUCAACUCCAUAUUUCGCCAGACAAGCAAGACAAAAUUCAACUUCAAUUCCAAUUGAUCAAUUAACUUUAUUAUCAUUACGUACUCCAAGCACAAGUAGUAAUUCCACAUCUAUUCAACCACAAGCACAACAGCAACAGCAACAACAGCAACAGCAGGCUGUUGCGCUUCAAUCAAUCUCACAACCAAAUUUUGAAGAUGCAGUCGCAUCUCCCGAUUUGGUAGAUGUUGUAAAUAGUCUUGAUCCCAAUUCAGUUGCUGCUGCCGCUGCAGCUGCUGAAGCUACAAUUGCUGCUAUGUCACCACUUCAAUAUGAAGAACCAACAAUCAAUCCAAAACAACUCUUUACAGAUAAUAAACUUAAUACUUCUAUAAGUUCACCAAGUUUAUCUACAUUGUUUAUGAAUACCAAUUAUCAAUUACCUACUCAAUUACCACCAUCUAAUUCAAAUAAUGCUGGUUCCACCUUGGUAUCACCUUUACAAUCAUCGCCACCCCAAUUCCAACCACAACAACAAUCUCAACAAUUGGUGUCACCACAAAUGACUCAAUUUCCUCAAAAUACUCUCCCACCUCAAAAAUUCUUACCCCAACAUUCAAGAUCAAUCCUGACACCACAUUUUGAUUUCGGAUUAAUCUCCCCUGAUCAUGACCUAUCCCCCUUGAUUUCAAAUUGGAUGAAUAAUAAUCCAUCAUCAACCACAUCCACAUCCACAUCGGAAUUCGUCACCAGUCCAAGAAGUUCAGGAUUUAAUACUUCUUCAACCGCAACUACUCCAAUAAUAUCUGGCACCGGUACGACUAAGAAACAUAGCAGAUCAUAUAGUGUGAAUGUGAAUCAUUCUCAACACGCUCAGCAACAUCAUCUCCCACAUCAUCAUCAUCUGAUGAUAAACCUAAAAGGUAUCAAUCGGAGAAAUUCCGCCGGAGCGGCACUUCAACAAGCUGCUGUGGCUUCACAACUGGUUACGCAAUUGCAAGCGUAUGGAUUAGGGAUAGUUAUGGAUGAGAAUAAUAAUGACAAUGAAAGUAGUAUUGGGGUGAAUGGAGUGAAGAAUAAGAGAAGGAAGAGUCAAGGAAAUGUGUUGGAAUUGGGAACAUCGUUGCAAUCGGGGCAGAUAUCGCCUACUAAUACGAGUAAUGGAGGAGCAGAAGUCCAACCAGAUGGGAAGAGCAGUAAUGGAGAAAGCGCUCCUACUGCCAGCACCACCACAUCCAACGGUAAGAAAUCAUCGACUUCAUCGAGUUCAAGCAGUGGUAGUAGUGGAGCAAAUAGCAAUUCAAAUGGUUCAUUCCCAUGUGCAGAAUGUGACAAACAAUUCAAACGAUCAGAACAUUUGAAAAGACAUAUUAGAUCAGUACAUUCGAAUAUUAGGCCUUUUCAUUGUAAAUAUUGUGAAAAGAAGUUUUCGAGACUGGAUAAUUUGGCUCAGCAUUUAAAGACUCAUUAUCGGGUUGAUAGUGAGGGCAAUGCUUGUGUGGUUUUGAAUCCUGCUGGGAUGAAGAUGAAGAAAGGGAAGAAGCUGGCCGGAGGAGCGAAUGCGACGGUGAAUGCUACGACAAGUGGGAUUAUACGAUCGGAAUAG